AGGAGAGAGAGACUGAGAGAGAGAGAGAGUGUUCACAGGGUUCACUCUCAGUACCUAAGGGAAACAGUUUGAAGGACACUGAAGUCACAGAGCUUCACAGACACUAAACGCUAAACCAGCUCUGCCCUGGAGAGCCUCCAGCCCUGAGAAAGUCUACCCUUCACACUACUCUACCUUGGGGUGCUACACUCAUAUCCAAGGACACCGAGGACUUUCUUUUUUGACCGAGUAAAAAAAAAAGCCUGAGCGAUGGCGGAGGCUCACCAGGCGGUGGGCUUUCAGUUCACCGUCACCCCCGACGGGAUCGACCUUCACCUGAGCCGGGAGGUGCUCAAGCACAUUUACCUGGCGGGAGUGACGUCAUGGAGGAAGCGGGCAAUUCGGUUCAAGAACGGCAUCCUUACUGGGGUUUACCCUGCCAGUCCGUCGAGCUGGCUGAUCGUUGUGGUGGCGAUAAUGAGCACCAUGUACGCCAGGAUAGACCCCUCUAUGGGCAUGAUCGACAGCAUCAAACAAACCCUGCCUGUAAGUGACUAUCUGACAGUACAGACUCAGACAAUCGUCAGCGCCAUACUGUUUGCCACAGGCCUGUGGCUUUCCCUCAUCUUCGUCCUGCGGUAUACCCUCAAAGUACUGCUGGCCUACCACGGCUGGAUCUUCGAACCUCACGGCCAUGUGAGCUGCUCCACCAGGCUGUGGAUGAGGCUUGUGAAGAUGUUCUCUGGACGAAGGCCUCUGCUCUACAGCUUCCAGUCAUCCCUACCCAGACUGCCAGUUCCCAGAGUGAGCGAUACCAUUAAAAGGUACCUGGAGUCUGUGCGCCCUCUACUGGACGAUGAGCAGUACAAACAAAUGGAGAUUGUUGCCAAUGAUUUCAAAAAGACGCUUGCCCCAAAGCUACAGCGAUACCUGGUUCUGAAGUCCUGGUGGGCAACAAAUUAUGUGAGUGACUGGUGGGAGGAAUACAUUUACCUGAGGAGCAGAAGUCCCAUCAUGGUCAAUAGUAACUUCUAUGUUAUGGAUCUGCUGUACGUGACGCCCACCCACCGGCAGGCCGCCAGGGCGGGGAACGCCGUCCACGCCAUGCUGCAGUACCGCCGCAAGCUGGAGCGCGGGGAGCUUGCGCCGCUGAGAGCUCUCGGGGUAGUGCCUAUGUGCUCCUACCAGAUGGAGAGAAUGUUCAACACUACCAGGAUCCCUGGCAUUGAGACAGAUUUCGUGCAGCACCUGAAGGACCGCAAGCACCUGGUGGUGUACCACAAGGGCCGCUUCUUCAGGGUGGGGCUUUACUAUGGGGGGCGGCACCUGUGGCCUGGGGAGCUGGAGACCCAGUUCCAGAGGAUCCUGGACGACCCGUCCGAGCCGCAGCCCGGGGAGCUGAAGCUGGCCGCGCUGACCGCCGGAGAGAGGGUCCCCUGGGCCAGGGCGCGGCUGAAGUACUUCAGCCAGGGCGUAAACAGGGCGUCCCUGGAGGCCAUCGAGACGGCGGCGUUCUUCCUCACCCUGGACGACGAGGCGCACGGGUACGACCCGGAGAAGCUCCGAUCCCUGGACCUGUACGCCAAGUCCCUGCUCCACGGGAAGUGCUACGACAGGUGGUUUGAUAAGUCCUUCAACCUGAUAGCCUAUAAGAACGGGAAACUGGGCCUGAAUGCGGAGCACUCCUGGGCCGACGCCCCUAUUGUGGGUCACAUGUGGGAGUAUGUUUUGGCCACUGACUGUUUCCACUGGGGCUACACCGAAGACGGACACUGCAGGGGGGACGUGAACAAGGACCUUCUUCCUCCCACUAAACUGCAGUGGGACAUUCCCCCACAGUGCCAGGAGGUUAUGGAGAGCUCCUACAUUCUGGCCAAGGAGAUCGCGGAUGACGUGGACUUCCACGGCUGCCUGUUCGAUGACUUCGGGAAAGGCCUGAUCAAGAAGUGCAGGACGAGCCCGGACGCCUUCAUCCAGCUGGCCCUACAGCUGGCUCACUUCAGGGAUAAGGGAGAGUUCUGUUUGACAUACGAGUCCUCGAUGACGCGGAUGUUCAAAGAAGGCAGGACAGAGACCGUCCGCUCUUGCACCAAUGAAUCCACUGCGUUCGUCCGUGCAAUGGAGGACCCUGACAAAUCCAAUGAAGAGAAGCUCGCGCUGUUCCGCAGAGCAGCGGAGAAGCACCAGCACAUGUACCGCCUCGCCAUGACCGGCUCGGGCAUCGACCGCCACCUCUUCUGCCUCUACAUCGUGUCCAAGUAUCUGGGCAUCGACUCGCCAUUCCUCAAGCAGGUGCUCUCUGAACCAUGGAGGCUCUCCACCAGUCAGACGCCCCAGCAGCAGCUCAACCUGGUCGAUUACCAGAAGUUUCCACAAUACGUCAGCGCCGGAGGAGGGUUUGGACCGGUGGCUGAUGAUGGCUAUGGUGUUUCUUACAUCAUCGUGGGAGAGCAUCUCGUCACGUUCCACAUCUCCAGCAAAUUCUCCAGCCCAGAGACGGACUCCUAUCGGUUCGGGCAGAACAUUCGCCAGGCCAUGCUGGACAUCCGAGCUUUAUUUAACGUCAAGGAGAAGAAGAUGGUAUGAAGGAUGCUGAUAUUUUUACACCUCGGCCGCCACCCCUCCCACUUUGGAAAGCGCUGUGAUUUUCAGACGACCUUCGCUGAAAUCAAUGGGGGUAAAUUGUAAAGUUAAUGUACAGUUGUUAUCUUAGAAAGCCCUGUGUUAGAAUGCAUAGCUUGUCCUAAAUGUGGACUAAGAUUAGCCUUAGACUCUGACAUGUAUUCAGACAAAUGUCCUACACUUUCAGUAUUGUGUUCAGCAGGCUGCAAUACUGAUCAAAUUAUUACUUUUUUAAUGAAUGCAUGUCUUUUAAACACCCAAAAAAAGAAGCACAGCUAUAUAGAUGGAGGAUAUGCAAGGUAUAAAAAUAUAAAAAUGACCAAAGGUCAAGACAAAACAAAAAUAAUUUAUGACGAACUUUAUAUAUAUAUAUAUAGUGUCAGUUCUUACUUACCAUGUACUUAGUGUAAUUAGUGAAAAAGCUUGUGUAAAUAUUUCUACAUAUUUAAGGUUAAUAAUUUUAAGUUAUGUUAAAAAUGUUAAACUGUAAAUGCAAACUUGUUGCGACUGACUUGUAUAUACAUUAACAGUGUGUGGACUCUAAUGUGAGCAAGAAUGUAUCCCUCUUGUCCCCCGUCCCACUCCCAUCAGCCACCACUGUCCACUGUCUUUUGCAGAGUUAAGAGAAACACUGACUGUGUAUCUGAGAAUUAUCUGAAAUAAAAUGUGA
This is a messenger RNA of Megalops cyprinoides (Indo-Pacific tarpon), 3271 nucleotides long. RefSeq names its product carnitine palmitoyltransferase 1B (muscle) (gene cpt1b). The transcript has 19 exons. Lineage: Eukaryota; Metazoa; Chordata; Actinopteri; Elopiformes; Megalopidae. Gene Ontology annotation, cellular component: mitochondrion. Gene Ontology annotation, biological process: carnitine metabolic process; fatty acid metabolic process. The record is from RefSeq and is a predicted model, not a curated record. Gene Ontology annotation, molecular function: carnitine O-palmitoyltransferase activity. Bases 250 to 2565 code for a protein of 771 amino acids.